UGUGCAGAUGAUUUCACGUUUUCUGGUAGUCGCGUACUUGGCAAGCUUUAGCAAAAUCUGCAUACCGCAAGCGAAAGCGAUCGUUUUACUUGGAGGAAUUUCGUAGUUUUAGGUUUAGCUUAGCCUUCAAAGUUUGGCAGAUCCAUUGAUUUCUUGCCAAAUUCCUUGUUUUUGUGUCGAUUUAGUGUUGUUGAUCCGACAGCAACUGCUAUGGACUUAUCAAUGCUAAUAUGAGGUUGAUAUAUUUGUUCUGUAUUGGCUGACUUUUUUGAUCGGUGUAUCAGAAUAUAUAGUUUUCCUCGUUUAAUUUUUCCGAUGAAAUGAAACUGAAAGGGAAGACCGGAGAUAAAAGAUACGUUGUCUUAGAAAGUAGAGUUUGGAUUCAUCAUCGUUAAUUGAGUGUAGUUUUGAGUUUUGGAAAUUGGGUACCGCAAUUGACGAGUUUAAAGGAGGAGCGUCUUUUUUUCUUUCUCUGUAUCGUGAUCACGCUAGUCAUUCCUUUCCCGAUGAAGAUUCAACCAAUCGACUUCAACAUACCUGAAGAAUCGACUCACCAUGAGCAGGUAAAGCCAGUCUUAAAGUCACGGCUUAAGCGGCUUUUUGAGCGGCAAUUCCAAAGUGUUCUGAGAACAUCAGCGCCGGAGAAACCAGUGACCGGAAAUGAAGAGCUACAUUGCAACAAAUAUGGAUCAGAAAACUUCGAGACGAACUCCAUUUGCCUGGCGAAAAUGGUUCAGAAUUUCAUCGAAGAGAGCAACGAAAAACAAUCCGCUGCUGUGAGGUGUGGUCCGAAACGAUCCAAUUGCUUCAACAGGAACAAUACGGAUAGUUCAGACGACGAAUUUGACUCAUUUGAUUGUUUCGGUGACUCGAACCACACCUUCAAUAGUGAUGCUUGUGAAAUUCUCAAGAGUUUGGUGUGUUGUGGUAGUGAUUCCGAAAGAACUCUGUUGCUGAAAACUGCGAAAAUCGUUGAGAAAAACAAGAUCGGUAAGCGUAAAGACGAUUUUUGCAGAAACAUCGUCACUGACGGUCUAUUAGCUUUGGGUUACGACGCUUCCAUCUGCAAAUCCCGAUGGGAUAAAUCCCCCUCAUAUCCCGCCGGGGCAUAUGACUACAUCGAUGUAAUUAAAGACGGCGAGAGGUUGAUCGUGGACAUUGAUUUCAGAUCAGAGUUCGAAAUUGCACGACCAACCAAAGCCUACAAAGCCAUCCUGCAGAUACUGCCUCAGAUUUUCGUCGGCAAAGCUGAUCGUCUCCAGAGGAUCAUAUGUGUGGUAUCCGAGGCAGCGAAACAGAGCCUGCUGAAGAAGGGAAUGCAUGUCCCUCCAUGGAGAAAAGCUGAGUAUGUCAAAGCCAAAUGGCUCUCUCCUUGCACUCGAACCACACCAACAGUUGCUCUUGCACCGACAUCUGAGAACAUUCCCCACGAAACUGACCUCAAAUUCCAAAAUCAAGAGACUUUGCUGCGAAAGAAAAGCUCCGUGGGCGAGUUGGAGCUGAUCUUCGGAGAGAAAAUCUCUCCGGCUGAGACUGAAACUGUUGAUGCUGUUUUUACGUUGUCCAAUAGUUCCGUUGAAGAAGAGAUUCCGGUGGCUAAACAAUGGGAGCCGCCGGAGAUCAAACCGAAGGCUUCACAAACUGGAGUCAAGAUCGUUGCUGGUUUAACUUCUGUCAUUGAAGACAAGACAUAAAUUUUGAUUUUGUUUUACUUUGUGUUUUUGGUUUUCUGGUGUUUUUGGUUCCAGAAAGUCAAAUACCGUCGCCGGUACCAACCUUUUUAUUGGUUGAUCAUCAUCCCCUUCUCGUUUUUGUUGUAAGGGUUAUAUAAAAUCCACUAACAUAGUCAAUAAUAUUGUUGCAAGUAGCUUUAUUAUAUACAUAACAAUUGUCAUUAUUGAUCAGUAAAA
This is a messenger RNA of Ilex paraguariensis (yerba mate), 1910 nucleotides long. Lineage: Eukaryota; Viridiplantae; Streptophyta; Magnoliopsida; Aquifoliales; Aquifoliaceae. The record is from the annotation of a GenBank genome assembly.